Pseudopipra pipra is the source of this 10833-nucleotide messenger RNA. It is a transcript of the gene CIITA, whose product is annotated as class II major histocompatibility complex transactivator. The coding region runs from base 5388 to 8696 and encodes 1102 amino acids. NCBI's taxonomy places the organism in Eukaryota, Metazoa, Chordata, Aves, Passeriformes, Pipridae. Gene Ontology annotation, biological process: positive regulation of MHC class II biosynthetic process; positive regulation of MHC class I biosynthetic process; positive regulation of transcription by RNA polymerase II. The transcript has 20 exons. The record is from RefSeq and is a predicted model, not a curated record. Gene Ontology annotation, molecular function: protein binding; ATP binding.
CCUGUACGAAUGUGAGAGCACACCUGCGUGUCGCGUUAUGGGACACCCGCAGCGCUGCCGAUGCUGUCCCCGCUCAGUGGCCCCAUGCCCUGUCGGGUACCGCUGUGGGGACAGGUGGUGGGACACAGCACUGCGGUGUCCCACUGGUGUGGUGUGGGUAACUCGGCCCUGCAGUUAGAGCAGACGAGGGCACUUGUUCUUUUCAGCCUGGAGGAGACUGAGGUCUGAUCCCACUGGGGUCGGCACCUUCCUCAUGAGGGGCAGUGGAGGGGCAGCUCCGAUUUCUGCUCUCUAUGACAAGUGGCAGGACCCCGGGGAACGGCCUGAAGAUGCGUCAGGGGAGGUUUAGGUUGGAUCUCAGGGAAAGAUUCUUCCCAAGGAGGGUGGGUUGGGCACUGAACAGGCUCCCCAGGGUGGUGGUCACAGCACCAAGGCUGACAGAGCUCAAGGAGUGUUCAGAUGAUAGUCGGGCACUCUUGGGGCUGUCCUGUGCAGGGCCAGGAGCUGAACUUGAUGAUCUUUCUGAGUUCCUUCCAACUCAGGGUAUUCUAUGAUUCUGUGAUAAAGAUUUCUCCUGCCUUUUUUUUUUUUUUCCUUAAAUUGCAGGUAAAUCAUGCAGCAGAGUUGGGGAACUGAAACAAGACAACUGAACCUCAGGACAGGCGUAAGGAUUUCACAAUAAUGGGGGGAAAUGGUCUGGUCAGCAAAGCACAAAGAGGAGGGUCGAGGAAGAUCUGAUAAAUUGCAGCCAUGUGUAGAUCUGACUAGCUAUUAGCAUUAAAUAAACCUGCAAAAUAAUAACUUCCUAGUCUUUUCUAAAACAUCUAAUAGAACCAGACUGUAUCUGUCGAGUAAGUACAGAAGUUACUGAGGUGAACAUUCCAAGAACAUUGAUUGGAAAGUACCUUUGUGCAAGACUUGCUGUUGGAGCAAAGCAACACCUAAUGUGUCAGAAAAAAAAAGUAGAGCUGUUCUUAGUAGGGUUGUAACUGUAAGGGAGCAAAGGUGUAUUUUAAUGACUAAUAAUGUUACUAUCUUCAUAUUUUGGCCUUGGUAGUGUUAAAACAACACUUUGAAGUGUGCUAGUAAGUAUAGUAGACUUGCAAUUUGUAAUUUGAUGGGUGGGUCACCAUAGCCUAAAAUAUUGAAAUAUUUAUGGAGACCUUUCACUCCCCAAGAAGAUACAAACUCUUUGAGAGCUAUCAUGAGGUACAAUUAUUAAAUAAUUAUGUGCAUACCUGGAGCUGACCUCUACUUCAUUUACUGUAUCAACAUGCACUUCUGCUCACAAGCAAUAUACCAACAGUAACUCAAACAGAACCAGCUGUGACUCGGAAGCAGCUCCCGGAACUGCACUGACAGAAACCUUCAGCAUCUUCUGACUGCCAGAAAAUUCAUCUCAGCUACUGCAUCAGCUCCUCUUGCACCUCUCAGUGCAGUUCUGACAGCAAAUCUGAUGGUUUGAAUUUAGUAAUUCUGUAGUGUUGCUGUAUUGUCUGAGCCAUUGCAUUUUUGUUCUGAGAAAGUAACUGUGUGCUGUGUUCCUUGUCAGAUAAAGCAGUACUUCCAUGGGAGAGGUGACAAUUAGCCUGUCAUAGCAUUAGGUAUCUGAUUUACUACUCUGGUUCCUUUAGUUUUCCCUCCUUCCAGUGUUCAUCUCCACUGACUCACUGUAGGGAUUAUCUGUUUUCCUAAUAAAAUCUAUUAGAUAAUCCCACAGGAGACUAUCACUAUAGUAUACAAAUAGUUUUAAUGAAUUUCCUAAAAAACUAUAUCAAAUUAUGCUGUGUGAUUAUUCAAGGUAUUUUAUGGGUCAUCAUUUUCUUUAAAAGCAAAUUAAGAGCUAGAAGGAAUCCUUGGUCCCUAGAGGAGUCAUUGGUCAAACCAAGAAUUCCUUCAUUUUGUGUUUACUGGAAAAGAAUUCUUCCUUGUUUUAAAAUAAGUACAUCCGAGUGAAACCUCAUUAGAAGUCUCCCUUGUUUUCUAGGAUUUCACGGAACAGACUGUCUUAUUUUCAACACUUUUUCUGGGUUCUGGUUCAGCUACAAAUUAUCUGAACAAUGGAAAGAUUAGCAACACCCUAAAGGUGAUGUAAGUUCUCUAAUACUGCUUCAACAGCACCAGAGGUGAAGACGGUUACGCUGAGUUUAAGAAUUGUGCUUUGAUUUUCAGGUUUGUACAUAGGAAAACCUUGACCAUUUAUAAAAUAUAUUAAGAUUUCACUUAAUUGCUGACAGAAAUAUAUGACAUAAAAUAGUUAAAAAUGUACUGCUUGCUGCUGUGCACUUGCAGGCAAUCAAUCCUCUCCCCAGACAAAUAACAGCCUCUGUGUGGUAGAGCACCAUCAGUGCCAAAGGCUUGAUAGGAAUAACUGGGAAAUGCCUCUCAUUCUCUGCUUCAACAAUAAAUAGAACCUCCUCUAAGAUUAGUAUGCUGUUUUAUGCACACAACUUCCAAGAAGUCAGCUGAUUUCUCUUUCUCUUUAGAGCACCACCCAGAAUGUUGCAGGGUAUGACACCAGAGACUCUCCCUGUAAAUUGCCCAAGGACAUUGUGAAUACCUUGACAGUUUUUGCUCUGGUUUGAGUAUCUCAAUGGUGUUUACAGCUGAGUAUUCUAUUCCUCUGAAUAUGGGAAAAUAUUGUUAAUCCAGUAAUAACUCUUACCUCACUUUCAUUAGAUGCAUUUAAAGGGUUUGUUGGAGGUUCAGUAAAAUGUUUACAUUUUGAGGAGGUACUAAAGUCAAAUCAGAGAAGGUACUAAACAGAUAACUUUCUAAUAGCAUCACUUUCUAAUUAAUUUGUAAAAUAUGAUUUUCUUCUUUGGCCCAGAACAAAUUCCUAUGGGUUUUUUUGUCUGUACAAACCUAAAUUGCUGUCACUGGCAACUCUCUCUUAACAGGGCAGAAGCCACAGCAUACACUUAACAGAUCAGUGUCUCUUAGCUGGGUGAUGUGUAGCUAUAAUCAAGUUCUGCCAUUAGUAAGAAAUGGGUAACUGAAAGAUGUGUUGUAGUUGAAGAAGUGUGGGUCCUAAAUAUAAAUGGGGAUUAAAAAAAACACAGAGCCUGUAUUAAACCUUCAUUCAGUUAUGCCUAAAAAGGUGGAAAAUAAUUUUUGAGUAUCUGAAAAAGGGAGUAUAGAUACCCAUUAUUGCACAGUAACUGGGUUUCAUUCUAAAAAGUGCACCAAUAGCUGUAUUCCUUUCAGUUAGGAAAAAAAAAAAAAACAAAGAAACACCACAUAUAUUUAUUAAAUACCUUAUUUUGUCUUCUGUAUUCCCUGUGUGGUUUUAGGCCUUAUUCUAACCCAUGUUGUAGGAAUCUCUAGUGCAGUUACCUGGGAAUCAAAAAUCUUUGAAAUUAUUAACGAGUUUACUCCAGCAUCUUUUUCUCUUCAGGCUGUGCAGUGGUCACUUAGAAACAGCCAAAACAAAGGCAUAGCAAGGCAGAGUCAUCAGCUCUCUGCCAGCCUGGGCUGCAUUGCUUCCCAGCAUUUGGAUGCAGAAUUCUUGGUGUGUUUAUAUCUCUCUUGUUAUGUUCAAAGCUUUAUUCAUUCUCAGCUGCAGUUCUUGGUGCUUGUUACUUUGGCAAAUAAUCUCUUCUUCCUCAAGUUGGGAACUGUUUGGGCAACUGGAAGUUUGAUUAAAGUAACGUCCCAGAUCCACUGCAGUAGGCAGGGCUUAUCCCUGCACUCCAGGAUCCAUUUCCCGGAAUGGCAGUGAUUUCAUGAGAAAUGGUGCUUGGAGUCCCUCCCUUCCUUUGCCAUAUAAAUUUAAAACGCCUUUGCACUCUCACAAAAGCACCCAACACCUCUCCUGCCUUAGGCCAGUCCUGUAUAGGCUUGCUGAGGAAAAAAAAAAAAUAAUAAUAAUCUUAACCUGUUGAAUAAAAGACCCUAAGGGUUAUUGAAGAGCUGAGAAACUUAGUACAAUAGCUGAUAAGAAAAACUGAGUACUGUUGCUCCUACUGCUCUAUCUGCAAAAAUACAAGUUAAUAAAUAAUAAAAGUUGAAGUUGCUUAUAAAAGCUGUAAGCUGCUUAUUCAUUAGCUUUAUUUCUUGUAUUCUUUUUUUUUUCCUCCCCCAGCUGCUGAUAAUACCCACAUAGCCUUGUUCAGCUUUCUGAGAUGCUUGUUGGACAGUUCUUCGGCCACUUUCACUGGCAAUUCCUACUUCAUCUUUUGUUGUGGAGGCUGUGGCUAAGCAGCUUUGGCUGUACUUGCUUACAUUUGUUUUCCUUAUUUAUUCUAAAUUGCUGUGUCUGUGAGGGGGUGGUAAAGGCAAUAACUUCAUCAGAAAAAAAGAAAAAAAAAGAAAAAUAUAGACAAAACACAAAGUAAGAAAGGGUUCCUAAUCUGGGGAUGCAAUGAAAUGAAAAACCUGUACCCACCAUUCUUAAGUCUUUUGACUCGCAAAUUUUUUGUUGAAGCAGCCUGUGGUUCCUACUUCUAUAGCAUUAUUGUUUAAUAGUAUCUUUCCUUAUUUUGUUAAUAUUUACUUUUCUAGUUCACCAAAUAUCUUCAGCUCUCUAAUAUUCCUUGUACUCAGUCACAGAGAACUUGAAAGGAUAUCUGAGGAAUUACAAUUCACCAGAUCCACACUAUUUCUGUAGGUUUGAAUCAGACAGAGAAGCAGAGGUGCUCAGGAUUGGUCUUUAGGUCACUAGAUCCCCCAUAUAAGCCACAGGGACAUUAAGUGCCUUGGAAUGGGGUCUGACACAUCUUCUUUACAAGAUGUACCAGGUGCUAGGGGAGAUAACUCCCUCUGUAAGGAGCACACAGCCCUGAACCUCUCCUGGAGGAAGGGACUCAACCUCUUUCAGGAAAAAGGAAAGCAAGGCUCAUGUCUGUGGCCUCUGAGCCCCUUUUACAACUGAGUCUGUGAUUGAGAAGAGACCACAGUUCCCUCUGUGGCCUGACAGGUGACAAGCCUCAACCUCCCAGCUUAGAAGAGGAGGGAGCUCCAGGCUGUACUGGAUGUGUCCACAGCUGAAAGCUGUUCUGCCUGACUCCCCAGCUGGAGGGUGAAGCAUUUGUCUCUCUUGUGAAUGGGCCUGAGUUCAUGAGCCACACAUGCUUAAAAUCUAUAAAUAAUCACCAAUUAAAAAUGCUGAAAUAAACCUUGGAAGAAGGGCAAGAGCCCAAACCUGUUUGUUUCUCAGGGGAUGCACUGACUGCCUGACUUUCAUCCCUCACGCAGAAGGGUGUGAGAGUUCUUCUCCAUGGCAGAGCAGACCAGGGACCAUGGUGCAGGACUGCAGGAACAUGAACCUGAAGCUCCUGGAAAAGAAGGUGGUGUGACCUUGCCUGUGAUACCACAGUCACUGUGUGCAGUUACAAGAACAGCAGCACAGCUACCAGAGUGGAAGUCACGCCAACAAGAGACAAACCAUGGAUUUUGUGCCUGAGACUGGCUACCUUGAUUUACUGCACAGUGACAUCGACCCAUUGCAACUGUGUGCUCUCCUUGAUCCUAAGUCAUCUGGAGAUGGAGAAGGUGACUUCACUACAGAUCUUGAAGUUGAUGCCAGCAACUAUGAACAGUUAAAUAAUAUGGAUUUCAUGAGUACAAUGGAAAAUGGUGAAAAUGGAGAUGGGUCGUAUCUCUGUUCCAACACCACAGAUGCUUAUGCUAAAAUGGCUGAAUUAGUAGAAUAUGUGCUCAAGGAUCAUCAGGAGAAGCAGGUGGAAGACAUUUUUGCAGGGAACCUCAAUUUGGAUGAAAUGACUGCUGAAACCAUUGAGAAAUUUCCUGACAUAAAGAAGCAGAAGUGUCAUAAACGAACCUUCCUAGGCUCUGCAGAGAACUGGUCUGAUACUUCAGAACCAAAAUACAGAAAAAUUGUGGAAGUGCCUGCAGUGGCUGCAGAGAAUGGCAGUUUCUUAGCUCUGCCUUUCAACAGCCUGCCAGUGGGCUGCACCUCACUGACUAACCAGCACUUGUCCUUUUCUGUUCCUGCUGCCUACGGCUUGGAAAGAAGUUUCCUAAUUCCUGGAUCUUCAGAACCUUGGACUGCAGAGAUUCUACCUGUCAGUGUGAAAGGGAGCCAGGACAAUCCAGGCUUUGCACAUCCUCCUCAGCAGUUACUUAACUUUGUUCUUGAAAAUGGCAUAUCUGAUUUUAUAAUAUAUCCAGUGUUUACUUCUUCCAUGGAAACAUUCAUAUCCCCAGAUUUUCCAGUUAGUUCAUUUGAUGUAGAAAGGUUUGAAGAAGUUCAAGAUUCCAUAAUUCCUUCUGAAGACGAUUUCAAAACACGAGAGCUGGUGGAAACUUUCUGCACUUCACUUAAGGAUUAUUUCCGAGACACGUGCAAGUUUGUGACCCUGGAGCGUGAGGUAGCACUGGAUCACCUGUUUAUUGAUGGGACACUUGUUCAAAGCCAAACUGAAACCAGGACUGGGAGGAAUAGUGCAAAAACAAUGGAAAACCAGCUGGUGACUUGCAGUCUGCACGAGAAGGAAAAGAUAGCCAUUGAUAGAAGCCAAAUAUUUCAAAUCCCAAAACGUAAAGGCUUAGAGACUAAAGUGAUUUUGGUGCUGGGAAAAGCAGGAAUGGGCAAAAGCAUUCUCGUUCAGAAGAUCUGCCAGGACUGGUCCAAUGGAGAGUUUUCUGAGUUUGAAUUUGUAUUUUGGUUUGACUGUGAGCAAAUAAGCUUGCCUGAGAAGCAAUACAGCCUGAAGGAACUGCUUCUUGAAUUUUUUGUAAAACCUCAGGAGGGAAGCAAAGAGAUAUUCGAGUACAUAUUACAAAAUCCUGCUAAAGUCCUUCUGGUUUUUGAUGGCUUUAAAGGAUUGCAUGACCAUGAGAAUUCUCCUCGUUGCUCAGCCAGCGAGCCAGAAAAAGAUUUGUACAGUAUAAAGGAGCUGCUUUCAGGACUCAUCCAAAGAAAGAUACUCAAUGGUUGUACCUUAUUACUUACAGCAAGACCAAAAGACAAGGUGUACUACUAUGUGUCCAAAGUGGAUAAGACUAUUGAAAUAGUAGGAUUUUCCCCUGAGCAGAGAGAACUGUACAUAACCAAAUACUUUGAAGGAUUACCCCACUGUGACAGUGCACUGAAAUUAGUCAAAGACCAUGAGUACUUGUUCAGUCAUUGUUACAGCCCUGGCAUGUGUAGAUUUGUUUGUUUUCUUUGUGAUACAGUACUUGAAAUGGGAGAGGAGAGCCUUCCUUCAACUCUUUCUGCAGUCUUCCUGAAAUUUUUUCAGCAGAAGAUAAUACCUGUGCAAACAGAUGUUACAGCCACACAAAAUCAAGAGAAUCUUAUUACCCUAGCCCAUAUAGCCUGGUGUCUUGGAGAAAAGCACCAAAGUGCCAUGAAAAGUGAUCUUUUUCCUUCUAAAGAAGUUAAAGAGUUUGGUCUGAAAUAUGGAUUUUUCCUGCCAUUUGCAUUCCCCAGACAUUCAGAUAGUGAAGAAGAGGAAUUUGGGAGCACAUUCUCUGAUUUUGUCAUUCAGAACUUCUUGUGUGCACUUCACCUUUCAUUAGCAGAAGAAAGUGUAAUAAAGUACCUGUCUUUUCCAUCCAAAAGGAAAAAACCCUAUCACUGGCUAGAUUUAGUGCCUCGAUUUUUGGCUGGAUUGUUGUUUCUCCAGGAUGACCCUUACUUCUGCUCCCUUUCGAAUCAGGAUGAAAUACAACCAGUGAAGAAGCAGAAUAAACUCUUGAAAUACAUUAGAAGGCUGCAGAUUAAUGAUCUCUGUCCAGAGAGGCUGCUGGAGCUCUUACGCUGUGUUUAUGAAACCCAAAGCAGUUACCUCCUGCAGCACGUGGCCUUAAGGCUCAAGCCAGACUUGUCUUUUCUGAACAUAGCCCUUACCCCACCUGAUGUCCAUGUACUGCACUCUAUUUUAAAAAGGUCGAGAAAGGAGUUUUCCUUGGAUUUGAGAAACAGCAGCGUUGACAUGCAAGGGCUCAAAGACUUGGUGAGCCUCAAGAACGUGGCGUCCUUCAGGGCCUCCCUCAAUGACACUGUCAGGCUCUGGAAAUCUUUAGAACAGUCAAAAGACUACGAGCUGCUGAAAGCCUCAGCAGAGAAAUUUGUUCUUGAUCCCUUUAAGGCAAAGACGAUGAAGGACAUCAGUGACCUCUCCGACCUUGUAGAGAUACAAGAGAAGCUGGUGAAUUGUGAGCAAGAUGCAUCUGAUUCCACCAGCUAUGAAAUUCCUGCCAUCAAAAACCUCAGAAAACUCGAAUUUGCGCUGGGUCCGGUGUGUGGCCCUCAGGGAUUGCUAAAACUCGUGAAAAUUCUUGCAGCAUUUCCAUCACUUCAGCAUUUAGACCUUGAUGCUCUGAGCGAAAAUGGCAUAGGAGAUGAAGGAGCCAAGAGUCUAUCUGAAGUCUUUCCAACCCUGACAUCCCUGGAAACGUUAAAUUUAUCACAGAAUAAAAUAACAGACAUGGGCGCGGAGAAACUCGCCACAGCUCUUCCUUCCUUGUCUUCCUUAAAAACACUAAGCUUGUACAAUAACAACAUCAGUGAUUUUGGAGCAGAAAAUCUGGCGAAAGUUCUUCCUGCAAUGACAUCUUUAAGAGUGCUAGAUGUUCAGUACAACAAAAUAACCCGUGUGGGAGCCCAGCAGUUGACCAACAGCCUACGAAAAUGUCCCCACAUAAAGAACUUGGUGAUGUGGAAUCCCGCCAUUCCCUAUGGAAUCCUUGAAUACCUUCAGCAGCUGGACUCUAGGAUCAGUGUGUAGAUUCAGAGGAUCCCACAAAGGUAUCAUAAAGAAGAGGGGGAAGGUGUCCUCUGUGCUCUCCUAUCUUCUUGCUGCUUUAGGAAUCGGUGGCAGAUUUUCAUGUUGCAAAAAAGGUCACAUUUAAGUUUCUAAGUGAUGCUUAAAUUAGGUGAAUUAUAAAGUUUGAACUUCCAAAGGUCAUUUAAAAUGCUGUUCAAAGACCCCAUCGUAUUCCUACUGAAGUGAUGAAGAGUUAAGCAACAUCAAGUUUCAGAGAUGAAAAGAACAUCUGGAUACUGUGAUCACCAUUAAAGGAAACCAGGAACCACCAGGACAUUGACAGUGUAAAAUUCCACCACCGAUUCACCAAAGAGCAGAUUGAAAGCUGCUGAAUCUGCAACACCUGAAGCAGUGAUAGAUCAAAUCUCAUUGUUUCAAGGUGCUAGUGGUAACUGUGAUCCACUUUGGUCUGAUGAUUUUGGACUUUCAAAGCCCAGUGUUACAGAUUCCACCUGUGUGUAUGGGUUGAUUUGAAGCAUUAGGAUGAGGAGCAAAAAAAAGAAUGAUCAGUCCUAGAAAACGUGAUAUUGGAAGAUUAUCCACGAGAAUCUAGAAGUGGUUCUUUUCUUGAUGCUAACCAUCAGUGCUGUCUUAAGGUAUAGAAAGAUAUUUUCUAUCACUUGUUUGUUACAGAAUCCUUCAAAAAAACUGGGGGGAAAAAGAAAGAAGUAAUAAGAAGAAAGGAAUUAAAACUGAAAAACUACUCAGGAUUUUUCUGACAUCACAGAAAUCCAAAUACACACAAAUACCUUCAAUUUAUUGCACAAAAAUCCUCAAAGUGACAAUCUUUGAAGGUUUUUACUUUGUCUCAAAUGAGAACUGUAAAUUCAUAUACCUGGAUUGAGAUUUAAUUUCUUAAAUGCAGCUGGCAGCAUAAAUGUUUACAGGCAUCGAUUUUCUACUUGACAGUGAUCUCACUACUGUAUGUGGUUUAUGUGGUGCUCUGGUACAGUUAUGAAUAACUGGGCAAAAACAGACAAAAAUACAUUUCAAAGCAUUAUCAUGUCUAUGCUGCUGGUCUCAGUCAUAUGUGGGCCAAAUACUCAUCCUGUUGCUACAGCAGCAAGCCAGUUCUCUCGGUUUUUUCCUUCAUUUCUGCUCUGUGAACAUGGAGAGAACUCAAAAAUUGUACAGAGGCAAUUGUCAGGUCAGCACUAGAGUUCUGGCUUCCUGUCAGAUACAGUCUGAAACAGAACAACAAAAAGGGAUAGAAAAGGCUAGGAAUGUUUGAUAUGCCACAAAUUGGGAAGUCUCUCCUUCACAGUUAGCUCAGGGUUAGCUCAGCCACUCCUUUGAAACCUCUUCAGCUAAAAAGCACUGCCAAUACUGACCCAAGUAUCUGUGCAAACUAGAAUCUCUCAACUAACCUCUCAAAUUUUAAAAGUCCCCAAUUUAAACAGCUCAAACCCACAAUCUUUAUGUUCUUUCCAGAAAGUUACACUCCUCUGCUUAUGUUUCAGUGCCUGAAGGAUCCUGACAGCAGGGAUACAAAGUGGACAAAUUAAAGAAAGAAGGGAGGAAGGUCUGUUGGUUUUUUCUGAGAGCGGGGGAUCAGACAUUGUACGUGAAAGAAUAGAAAGGUGGGAAAACUCUGUGGAGAAUAUGAAUGUAAUUAGAAUGUGGUAUUCUUCUUAACAGUCUGCGUGGUUCUUCUCUCCAGCCAGAGUCAUGGAUAAAGGAUCUCAUUUAUACUCCCCUUUUUGAGCUGCUUGAAUGGGAAGUAGUUUGAGCCAAAUCUUGUGUGAUGUUCCCAUCAGCCUGCGGCGCCCCAGCCGUGCACAUCUACGGUGAACCCUUGUCUUGGCUUCCCUUAACUGAGCUUGGGAUGACAAAUGCCCCUUCAGGCACAUAUUCUGCAGCUGCACUUUACUGUGACUGAAUCUGAGAAUGUGCUAAAUAUUAGCCAGGCAGAUGAAUGUUACAGGCCCCUGUCUGGACUGAUAAAGUCAUGUUGUAUAUACUGCUGUUCUCUUUCUACGAGUUAGCGAGAGAUGUAUUUUUAUAAUGUACAGACUGUAAAUUGUGAGACCGUGUUUUGGUUGUCUUUACACAUCUUUUUUUAAAGUAUUAAUAAAACUGAGUAUUAUGUUUUACAGUA